Mucor velutinosus is the source of this 2685-nucleotide messenger RNA. RefSeq lists its product as uncharacterized. Gene Ontology annotation, molecular function: serine-type endopeptidase activity. The transcript is spliced from 7 exons. NCBI's taxonomy places the organism in Eukaryota, Fungi, Mucoromycota, Mucoromycetes, Mucorales, Mucoraceae. The record is from RefSeq and is a predicted model, not a curated record. Gene Ontology annotation, cellular component: membrane; cell wall. Gene Ontology annotation, biological process: proteolysis. Bases 1 to 2685 code for a protein of 894 amino acids.
AUGAGAGUAAACAGCAACUUUCUCAGCGCCAUCACUGCUUGCCUUGUAGUAGCGCUCGCUCAUAUACCGUGUCUAGUCACUGCCCGCCAUCUUGACGCGAUAUACCAUCCAAAAUAUAUUCAUUCUCCUGUCAAAUGCCUACAAGGUCGAUACCUGAUAGAACUAGCAACCAAGACGGAUGUAGAUAACAUGCUGCAUUGGAUGGCUGGACAGAAGCUCGGUGUCAAAGUACACAAGACAUUCAGGCACAAGUUUUUCAGUGGAUUGUCGAUAGAGAUACAGGAUCACGACAGCAUUGGACCGUUGCUGGAUGAAGCUAGCGUUAUCUCCAUGUCUGCCAACCGAAUGAUUCAGAGAGCAUCACCUAUUCCACCUAUAACAAGGGCAGAGCCGGACUCAAAUUCGAUAUUUACCCCUGAAACGAUUAGAUCAUUGAUGCCUCACAACACAUCUCAAGUCCGCAGAGCUCGACAGGAGCUUCAUUUGACUGGGCAAGGUGUAUUUGUCGGUAUUAUUGAUUCUGGCAUCGACUAUACGCUCAAGGCUUUGGGUGGAGGUUUUGGGCCUGGUUUCAAAGUGAUUGCAGGCUAUGAUUUGGUGGGUGAUGAAUACAAUAGUACAGAUUCUUUGUCCAUGGUGAAAGCUGAUAAUGAUCCAUUGGACAGCUGUGGAAAGAACUCUGCUACUGAUGGAUACGACCCAGAAAACAACUUUGAAGGAGUUGCUCCAGGUGCUUCUCUUGGAAUGUGGAGAGUAUUCAGCUGUGAUGGCGAAAGCACCACAGAUGACGUUCUUUUGGAUGCACUGAUUAUGGCGUACAAAGCCGGUGUCCAUAUUAUUAGCAUGAGCAUUGGAAGCACGCUACCAUUUUCAGAUGAUUCUGUACCUUUAGUAAAGGUAGUCAACCGAAUUACAGCAGCGGGUGUGAGUGUUGUUGUGGCGGCAGGAAACGAGGGUAGUAAUGGUGUGUACAGUGUAUCUGCUCCAUCCACUGCACUGUCAGCUCUAGCCGUGGCUUCUGUGGUGAAUCAAGUCUACAACCCACCGUACAAACUGAAUAUGACUGGAAUAAACGAACCUAUUGAUGCUUAUCCUCCUGGCGAUGACACUAAAGCGUUCAUCAAUGGGUCUUUGGCUAUUGCCAACUCAAACAGUACGGCUUUGGCUGAGGAUGCUUGUGAUAAAAGGCUUGUAUCUGCGUCUGUGAAAGGCAAAAUUGCACUUGUCAAGCGAGGAACAUGUCCAUUCUCUACCAAAGUCAAGAAUGUUGAAUCAGCUGGCGCACUGGGUGUUAUUUUUUAUAAUGAUGUUGACCAAGAAUUAGACUCGGUCAACGCCGAAGGCUCAAUUCCAGUUGUAUCUAUCUCUUUGCAAAAUGGUCUCAAGCUGCUGAAUUUGUUCGCUGAUAUCACAAGAGACAUUGAGGUCAUUGCUAUCAAGAUUGAUGGCUACAUUGCGAAUCCCAAGGCCAACACCAUUUCAUCAUUCUCUAGCAUUGGACCAACAGCAGAAAUGUAUUUCAAGCCAAACAUUGCUGCUGUUGGCCAAACAGUCUUUUCCACUUUGCCAAAGUAUCUUGGAGGGUAUGGUAUUAGAGAUGGCACAUCAAUGGCAUGUCCUUAUAUUGCUGGCUCACUCGCUCUCUAUUUACAGUAUCAUGGAACAAACCAAACAGAUGCAGCCGCAAUGCGAACUAAAUUCAAAAACUAUGCGCUUCCUCUACAUGUUGGUAAUGCUGCUAGUGAUAUAAUUGAGAAUCCCAUUCGACAAGGAGCUGGGCUGGUGCAAGUAUAUGAUGCUAUCAUUCAACCAGUGCACAUAAGCCCGCCUGAAAUAGGCUUUAAUGAUACAAGCUCGCCUAAUUAUAUCACACACAACUUGACAAUCACAAAUGGCGCCACAUACCCAGUUUCCUAUUCAAUCAGCAGCAAAAUAACCACAGGAAUCAAGACCUACAAUCAAACAGGUUCAACGUACAACUCUCUCAAUCAACCAUCUGUUAACCAAGAUGCCACAUCGGCAAUACAGUUCCCAAAAAUUGAGAUACAUCUGAAUCCAGGAGAAAGUCAAAUAGUAACAGUUACAGUAGCUCCUCCCAGCACUGAUCCACAGAAUCACAUCAUGUAUGGAGGCUUUAUACAGUUCAGUCCCUUGAAUAAUACCAGCACACUUAGAGCACUUCACGUGCCCUAUAUAGGCGUUGCAGGUAAUCAACGAGACCUUCCUGUCUUUGCAGAGAACAUACAAUCAUACUACAGCAAUGAAACAGCCAUUAUUCAGACGGCAGACCAAGUAACAUACAAAUUCAACAGCUCCAGAAGCUAUUUCAAGACAGAUUACUUUGUUCUCGUUAAGUUUGGUUUGAUAAACCCAACAAAAUUGGUUAAAGCAGAACUCGUGAGGCAUCUUGACAAGCAUGUGUUAGGCCAUGUCAUGCUUCCUGCAACAAAUGUACCUGCAACUCCAAAAGACAACGACAUGUACAUUGGAUGGAAUGGCUAUUAUUUUAAUGAUACUGCUGCAAGUUUGGAACCUGAUAAAGUAGAUGGAAGAUAUGCUAUACCAACCACUAAUGGCAACUACUUGAUUCAAUUGAGUGCACUCAAGUUACUUGGUGAUCCACAGAAUGAAGCCGACUGGGAGUCAUGGAAAUCAGGGAUUAUAAAUAUAGACAGAAUGAAUUGA